Soboliphyme baturini is the source of this 243-nucleotide messenger RNA. NCBI's taxonomy places the organism in Eukaryota, Metazoa, Nematoda, Enoplea, Dioctophymatida, Soboliphymatidae. The record is from the annotation of a GenBank genome assembly.
AUGAAGCUUGACAAAUAUCACUUACCGACCACAGGGCCAGGGGUGACGCUGCACCGCGCGACAGCGCAGACGAUUAGCGGCAAGAACGCAUUCUUCAUUUCAUGCACUCAGCAAUGUCCAUCACAGUUAGGAAAAGCGGGCAAAGAGGGCAGCGACGGGCCGAUUAGGCUGACAGAUGCAGCUGAAGAGCGCUUGGGCUUUCGGUGGUUGACACUCAAGCCGACUACUGGCAAUAAUCAAUAG